This is a messenger RNA of Anoplophora glabripennis (Asian longhorned beetle), 1384 nucleotides long. RefSeq names its product transcription factor A, mitochondrial-like. The record is from RefSeq and is a predicted model, not a curated record. Lineage: Eukaryota; Metazoa; Arthropoda; Insecta; Coleoptera; Cerambycidae. The transcript is spliced from 4 exons. Gene Ontology annotation, molecular function: transcription cis-regulatory region binding. The coding region runs from base 186 to 956 and encodes 256 amino acids.
CGGAUCCGAUUACUCGUAAAUGUAAAUGCCGCUUAAUAAUAGAUGUGAGUAUACCUUGCAUGGAGACGUCUCCCUGAUACCUUUAUCCUUUAUGGAGACUAAGCGACAUAACCUCAUUACUUAAAGCCUCCAUUUCUCUGUGGGUUAUGAUAAUUUAAUUCUACUGUAGAAGUUUUGGUGUGAUUAUGGCAGUCCAGGCUUUAUUUUUCAAAACUUGUAGCCUUUUAUCAAAUAGCCGAUCUUUCUUAAACAACAGGGUACUAAAUGUUAAUCUACUUCCAUCAGUAAGAAAUUUAAAACAGGAAACUCUUGAAAAGCUAAAACUGUUGAAAAUCCCAGAGAAACCGAAGAAACCUACCACCCCGUACGUAAAAUUUAUUGCAGAGCAUCGCAUUAAAGUUGUAAAAGAUAACCCAAAUCUAAAACAAACCGAUAUUAUUAGAAAAUGUGCAGAGGAUUGGAAAGAAGUUAGUCAAGAACUUAAGGAAAAAUAUAAUGCAGCAUAUAAAAAAGAAUGUGUAAUAUAUGAUGAAAAGAUAUUAACCUUUAAUGCUAAUCUUACUCCAGAACAAAGACAAGCACUACAAAUUGUGAAUGAUGAGAAAAAGUCAAGUAGGCAAAAAAGAAAAAUCAAAAAGAUUGAAAAAGAAACUAAUAAACCUAAACGUCCUAUGGGUGCCUAUGCGCUGUAUGUACAGGAACAAAGUAAAAUCAGAAAUAUCUCUAAUAAAGAUCUGAUACCAAGUUUAAAAGUUGAAUGGGAAAAGUUAUCAGAAGAAGAAAAGAAUAAAUACAGAAGCCAAUUUUUAAAUGAAAAAGAAAAAUAUGAAACAGGAAUGGCAGAAUGGGAAGAAAAAAUGAUAAAGGAAGGGAGAGAUGAUCUUAUUAGAGUCAAAUCUAGGAACAAACAAAAAAUAUCCAGAAUUAAUCAGUUGAAGAAAGACAGUACCCAAUAGGGACACGAGUGUCUUCACUCAAAUUCAUCCGCCAGUGCGGGUGAAGGCACAUUGUUUCAUAUUGAAACAAAAGGUUGGAAAACAAAUACUAUACUCUAUAGUAAAGCUAAGGAACCAGUAGCAUGUAAGGAUGAGAGGUCACCAUCACAGGAAGCUGCGACUUUAAGUUCUUUUGUUUCUAAUAAUCGGAUUGAUGUUAAUAUGGCGGAUAACAGAGGUGAUAGUUUAGAUCUACCAAGAGAAAAAUCAUUUAAUAAACCAGGAAAUGUAGACACUGCAAAUUGUGACCUCAAGAAUUUCAAGAUACUUGAUAAACUAAAUGAAAAUCCCUCACAAGACUUGACACAGAAAGAUGGGUCUGAAAAUCGCAAAAAAGAGAAAUUUAGUAUAGUGAAAAAGUUUCUAAACUUCUUAAAAUUUUAAUUUUA